AUGCAUGGCCCUGUCUGUACAUAUCGUCGUGCUCUGAGCCCUAAUAAACCGUUGCGUGCACGCUAUCCCGUCUCCGUUUUCUUCACACAACACAACGUUGAUAAUUAUAAUGUUGAACAUGCCGAAGAUGCUAAUUUUGAUCUAGGCAAUAAUGUUAAUUUUGAUCUAGCCGAUCAUCCUAAUGUUGAUCUAGGUGAUAAUGCUAAUUUUGGAAACGCUGCCAAUGAAAAUAAUUCUAAUGAUAACAAUGCUAAUGGUGACAAUGAUGUAAAUUUAGAAGAUUUUAUUAGUAAUUUGUGUGAAAACGUAGAAAUUUAUGCUGCUCUGCUGUAUGCAAUCCCCUCUGUCACUCGGAAACUAGUUGACAAUAUAAUUAGCUAUACUUCAGAGCUGAUUUCUAACUCUGUUUCUCUACUGAAAAAAUGUACAAUGCAUAUAUUGUCUAAAUUUCCUGAAAUGUAUGAUGAUUUUCAUGUUGAUGUGCAGAAACUUACAAACAUGUUCGAAGUUAUAGGAAACCCCUUUGAAUUUAUGUCUACUGAAUACCGUCGACUGUGCACUCUAGCUGAAAAGGGUGUUUACAUUAAGCCUGAGCCCUUUGAAAUGGGACAUGUUGAUAAAUAUAUCCAAAUAGAAGGUAGAGUUCAGCUUGUCAGAAGUCCAGUUUACGGAUAUACCAUUCCUUUAAGAGAGGUUCUGCAGCAAUUUUUACAAAGACCAGGGGUUUUGGAAGAAAUUUUGAACUUUAUGAACAGUCUUCAGAAUGUUAAUGGAAGAGUAUCACAUUUUCUGCAGGGGCACCUUUGGGAGCGUAUGCAAGUUUCUCAUGGUGAUAAAUUAGUGUUACCACUUGUCCUGGACUUUGACGAUUAUGAACCAAAUAAUGCCUUGGGUUCGCAUGCAAAUGAGCAGUCACUGGGAGCUUUGUAUGUUCGCCUGCAGUGCUUACCUCCUGACAGUAGUUCCCAGCUAGAUAAUAUAUUUUUGUUCUCAUUGUUUGAGUCCAAGUACCACAAAGAGUUCGGCAAUGCAGUAGCUUUUGCCUCAUCCAUUAGUGAACUGAAGUUUUUGCUUGAGGAAGGGUUGAUUAUUGUAGUUGGUGAGAGAAAUCAACGGGUAUAUUUUUGUUUGUGUGCCGUGCAAGGAGAUAAUAAGGGGAUUAAUCAUAUUCUUGGGUUCCUUAAGGGUUUUCGUGGGAAUUAUUUUUGUAGGUUUUGCAAAAUGCACUGGGACGUCACGAUCAGGUGGUGUCGUCCGGUACCAGCCGAAUUGAUUCGCAACACCGAAAAUUAUGAUGUUGAUGUAGCUCGUAAUGAUUCUCGUGCGACUGGUAUUCAUGAACAAUGUGUGUUUAACGAGUUGCCAGGUUUCCACUGCCUCUCGAAUUCUACCUGUGACGUAAUGCACACGGUAUUUGAGGGAAUGUUAAAGUACGGGAUUUGUAAUAUUCUUUCUCAUCUGGUUAAUAGAAGAGGGUAUUUUUCUAUUGAAACUUUAAUCGACAGAGUCAAAGGUUUUGACUUCGGGCCAAACGAGGUCGGAAAUAAGCCCCCGACUUGUAAGUUUUCGGCUUCUAGUCUUUCCGACUGUUCCCUUAACUUAUCUGCUGCUGAAUGGCUAUGCCUCGGGCGCUCUUUAGGUAUAAUGAUCGGGGAUCUUGUACAAGAAACCAACCAAGUUUGGAGAUUGUACGUCAUUAUCAAUGAAAUUAUUUUAAUAUGUUCUUCCCCCUUUUAUGAAGUAGGUGUUGAGAAUUACCUGUUAAGACUUGUGCAAGACCACCAUGAGUUGUAUACUCGUUUCUUUGGAGACCUUAAACCAAAGCACCACCUAAUGCUUCAUUAUGCAGAACACUUUAAGAAUUUUGGCCCUCUUACAGCAUUUAGUGCUCUUUUAUCAGAGCGUAACCACAGGAGGGGCAAAUUAUAUGCCCGUGUGUGCAACUCCAGGAUUAAUUUAGCCCUAACCUGUGCCAUUAAGUUUCAAUUAUAUUUGGCGGAGAGACUAAUGCGUCCAGAUGGGCGCCAGCUAAUUGUGCAUACUAAGUGUAAGCGAGUUUUACUUGCAUCUCUGGCCUACCAUGCAAUGUUUGCUCAUCUUUUACCAUUUCCUGACAAUAUGCUUCAUACUGUUGACAGAGUAGAGGUAAAAGGGACCAUUUACGUUCCAAAGGCUGUACUGGUAGUUGGUGUAGGGGCCGACUUGCCAUUAUUAGGUAAAAUUAUCUAUAACAUAAUGCAUAAUGAUGGUGUAGUGUUCGUCGUUCAAAUGUACAAAGUUGUUGGUUACCUUGAACAUGUAUGUGCAUAUGAAGUGGAGGAUGGGGAUCAAUGGUGUUGUCUGCGCCAUGAAAAUGUACGCUAUUACGACCCACUUCACCUGCGCACCACAUCUGACGGAAAGAAAGUGGUUGGUUUGACAUAUUCUCUCUAA
Molecule: messenger RNA, 2433 nt
Organism: Frankliniella occidentalis (western flower thrips)
Lineage: Eukaryota; Metazoa; Arthropoda; Insecta; Thysanoptera; Thripidae
Exons: 1
Coding region: 1-2433 (810 amino acids)
Source: RefSeq, a predicted model, not a curated record